CAGUGCUUUGACAGAAAUCAGUCAGUCAUGUUUUGAUGGAAAUGAAUUACGGAAAGCAGCAAAUUCGUGUCUUCGAAAUUGAGUGCGUAAAAUUUUGUUGGGAAACAUCCGUCGAUGAAAGUACAUUUUUGUAGUUUGCAUACUGAUAACACCGUGUGCGGGUAGUAUCAAGUGACCGCAAUUGCUCUCGGUUGGAUGAGAACCGAAUGUUACUCUUUAGCUGCCUGAAAAUUGAAGGAAAAUUUUUUGUUUUUGUAUCGUCGAAAAUUGAUUUCGACUUACCCAGGUAGCUUGUGUCGUGUGUUCUCGUGAUCUACAGUUUGUUAUGAUAUUUAGAAAGAUGUUUUUAAGCUAGUGCGAGAAAGUGCAGUUUUAAAAUCAAGUAGCAUCGUAUUACGUGUAAUGGUGGCCAGUGAAAUACAGUAGUUUGGUACAUCAUCAGCUGCAACGAAGUGUGAAGAAUUAGGAGGUGCGCGGAUUAAAUGCGUCUGUCCCACCACCAGUGAUUGGAAAGGAUUUCGUUUUACCGAAAGGAAUACCAGUGCUUAGUUCCCCGAAGGAAUUCGGGAUUGUCUUCGCGUCAGCGUUACGAUUGGAGUUUGGCCAUUUGGGAGGUGCAUUAGCCAGAAGCUGUCCCUUUUCGAGCGGCUAACCAGCAGUAGCAAAGUGACGAAAUCAAUUAUCGACAUCGGGGUGUUUGUGGAAUGUGAAUUUAUUUUCGUGUGUAUUGUGAAUGUUUAUUGAAAACGGCCCUGCUGUCACUAAUUACAGCCGUGGCGAGCGUGAAUCUGUAUACUUUCAAGGAUGUCGUAAUACCGUGCACCAUAGCAGUGUGUGAUUGGCGGUAUUUAGUGGCAGUGUUUAGUGGAAAACUUUUUGUUGUUUUGUUUUGAAUCUUUUGACCUUGCGACAGAGUGUCUGCCGGAUUUUGUCCUAAAACCCCUGGAACGUUUGGACGAGUUGGAUUAACUAUUUUUGGAGCAUUGCUGGAGGAUCAAAUUAAAGUCGAGCCAAAAUGACCCGAGCGACGGCGACAACAAAACCCAAACCAGAAAAAGAGAAACGCAGGAACAAUGAAAAGCGCAAGGAAAAAUCGCGCGACGCUGCCCGCUGUCGCAGAUCGCGCGAGACCGAGAUCUUCCAGGACCUGGCGGGUUUGCUUCCGAUGCGCCAGGAAGAUGUCGAUCAUCUCGACAAGGCAUCGGUAAUGCGUUUGUCCAUCGCUUAUCUGCGGGUUCGUGAGAUGCUCGAACUGUUUCCAAACAGUAACGGGCAGAAAUGUGAGGACAACAGCGAGAAAGACGAUGCAAACAAUUCGGCCGAGGAUGAUGCGAAAGAUGGCGCGGAUGAUGUUAAGGAAACCAAACUAGCAUUGGAAGAGUUGGUUAUCGAAAGUGAAAAAAUCGCUCUUCAAACAUUGGAUGGUUUUUUGCUCGUUCUUUCGGCCGAUGGUGAUGUGACCUAUGUUUCCGAGAAUGUAACCGAAUACUUGGGCAUUUCACAGAUUGAUGUUAUGGGACAACCGAUCUGGGAUUACAGUCACCAGUGCGAUCACGAGGAACUCCGCGAAGCGCUGAACGGCCGUCACAGUGCGGCCGAGAUUAACAAGGGUGUAUCCAACGGGGACUGCGCUCCGCAGCAGAGUCGUGAUUUCUUCCUACGCCUGAAAUGCACCCUGACCAGCCGUGGAAGGAGCGUCAACAUCAAGAGUGCUUCGUACAAAGUGAUUCACAUAACGGGACAUAUCGCGUGCAAGGAAAACGGCCAACGUCAGCUGGUGGCCGUGGCAAGACCGUUACCGCAUCCUUCCAACAUCGAGAUUCCGUUGGAUUCGGGCACAUUUUUGAGCAAACAUACUUUGGAUAUGAAGUUUAGUUAUGUGGAUGAUAAAAUGCAUUCCCUGUUGGGAUAUAGUCCUUCUGAUUUGAUGGGAAAACUAUUGUACGAGUGUCAUCAUGGCAUCGAUUCGGAGCAUUUGAUGGGAACCUUUAAAAACGUGAUCAGCAAAGGCCAAAGCGAAACGGCCCGGUACCGGUUCCUGGCCAGUACCGGCGGUUACGCCUGGGUCGUGACGCAGGCGACGCUUAUCUACGAUAAGCAAAAGCCUCACAGCAUCGUUUGCGUCAACCACGUAAUCAGUGGUGUGGAGAAUAAAGAUGAGAUUUACUCGUGUGCUCAACUGGAAGCACGUCAACAGAAGUCAACCGCAGAAUCGCCAGUUGCUUUGCAACCAGUUGUUGACGAAGUGACCAAGAACAACACCGUGAAGACCAGUGAUAGAGUGCUCAAACAGAUUAUCAAUCACAGCAAUACUGAAAAUCAAAUCGAAACCGAACCGUCUGCAUUGCUUCCAUCUACAGCAGCGGAGAAGAAACCAUUAUCAUCGGCGGUAGAAGUGAUCAAAGUACUCGGAACUGCUGCCAACAAUAGUGGUGAGAUCGUUCGAAAAGUUACUGCAGCAGCCGGUAGUGUACCGCGUCCAGUUUCCGUAACGGCAUCCAUUUUCAACUCGGUACCGAAAAAGGAAGUGCCAGCAAACGCUGCUGCCGUACGUAAGGUACCGCUCUCGGUGACAGCGAAACUGUUUGUAACCCUCAGUCCGUCAGCAUCAUCCGGUUCCGGAACUGCUGUUCCAACAACAACAACAACAAAUCCAACUACUACUACUACCAAUACUACAGUCGGCAACGGCAACAAACCGAAAUACGCUACCGACAAAAUCUUCGCCCCACGCACGCAGGAUAUGAACAAAGGUUUCUUGAUGUUCUCGGAGGAGGAACCAGGAUUGACAAUGCUAAAAGAUGAACCGGAUGAUCUAACCCAUCUGGCACCGACGGCAGGCGACGCCUGUAUCCCAUUGGAAGAAACUGGUCCCUUCUUCAAUGACAUAUUCGACGAUUUCAUGAUUCCGGACAGCUACCGAUCGCUGCUCCAGGAGGAACUGAACUCUCUGGACAGUAGCGAGCACCGGCUCGGCUCGUCCAGCAGUAUAUCGGUUCCGUCGGCGGUUUCGCCAAUCACACUCAAUGGCACUACCAUCACGAUGGUAAGCCAUCACAACAGUAAUAACAGUAAUACCACCAGUAGUCCGUUGUCGUCACAUUCGUCGAUUAACGCCGCCGCCACAUCACCAUCGCCAUCGACACUCUCGUCCGCGUCAUCAUCGUCGCUGUCCACGACCAGCUCUCCGCUAAAUGUGUCCGCCGGAUCGCCAAGCGGAACAUCCGGCAUCGGAACGGCUUCCUCGCUGGGCUCGGCAUCGCAGAAUUCUUCCAUCAGUCAGAACUGCCAUACCGUCGAUGCCAGUAGUAAUGAUCCGUUCAUCAACUACCGGGAUGAGAUCUGCGAGAACAGUCACUCGCCGCAUUUACUGUCGCCCGGUCUGUCGAAGAGCCCCGAGGGAAGCAGUAUACCGUCCCUGUGCAGUCCGAACGGAUCCGGCUGCCCAGAAGAUGAGCUUGCAUUUAUGACACUUAACAUGGACGAUGAUUUAGACCUGUCGAUGCGGGCUCCGUACAUAUCGAUGAGCGAAGUAGACGACCUUCCGCUUCUGACGUCGGACGAUUUGAUGUGGGGCUCGACCACAUCAUCAGUCAACAGAGGAAUCGAUACCGGUAAAUAUCUGUUCAAACAGGAACUCACUACUGGCUUGCUGCAGCAACAGGAAAAUGCCACAGUCGGAAAAUCCGUCGGUACAGUCAAUCGAACGCAUCUGGGCACCAAUAGCGGCAGCUCCAAUAGUCUCAACAACAAUAACGAAAACAACUGCAAUAUCGGGAACAAAAUCAUUGACUCCAGUCUGGCCGCAUUACUGUGCGGUAAUGUUAUCAACAUACAACCGGUAACGAUCCAGCCGAAUAACAAUGCGCAGAUAUCAAUACAAGGGCAACAGCAACAGACGCAGAGCAUGCCGGUGGAAGUGCCGACACAGCAACGGGAAACAGUCGGCGAGAAAAAGAUCAAGCUCAUUGAGUCGAAUAUGGUGCAUCCAAUGGUAGUGAUCGGACCAGGAUUUAAAUCCAGUAACACCAUCGAAACCUGGACCAUGAACGAUCUGCUACAGCUGAAUGGAGCCAACAGAAAUGGUCUGACGGGAACAUUGAUACCGGCCAACAAUCCGAACGUGAUCGCAUCUAUGGUAUCGAAGAAAAACUCCACCAACAGCAAUAAUACCUCAACCACGAACAAACGUUCGCUGGCAUCCUCGGAAAGUGGCACCGACAACACGAGCAAACGUGUCAAAUCAAUCACCUCAGUCUCUACCAUUCAGCAGCAAUCUCCGACAUCCUCACCGCAGCUUCUGCAACAGUUGAUGGCCCCGUCACCGGUUCCAGCCAAAUCAAAGUCAAAGUCGAAAGCCGGAGCCGACCAAACCGAGCACCGGUGGCCCACCGGCAAACUAAGCGGCCUCCAGGAGCAGUCGUCCAAUUCGGUUCUGAUGAACCUACUCGUCAGUGGAUGUGACAACGACAUCCCCGCAUCACCACCGGAGAUUCUUAUUGCCGAAGACGAAUCCAGCCAACAAUCGAUGCCGCCAGGCGACAGUCAGCUAACCGACGACGAGGAAGAUUGCAUCCCGAUACUGGCCAAUCCAAUGAUGGGCAUGACCACUCCGUUGACCAUCCAAACCGACGAGGGCCGGAUGUCUUUCAAGCGGAACGGUGGUUGUCUGGAUGCUGACGACGAUUUCAUGAUGACGGUUUCGCCGAACCUGCUGACACCGUCCGAUUUGGAACUAUGGCGUGCCAUUCAGCUGCAGGGCUUAGAUCCCAAGAAGAUAUCGGCAAACUAUGGCCUCUCACCGAGCUGCAGUGUAGUGUCAAGAAUGCCGAAAUCGAUGGCUACCACACCGACGGCUCAACUAGGCAUGCUGCACGAUGAAGAUGACGCCGGCAAUUUGCUGACCGUGCUCGAUCCGGCCAUGGCCAUCAGUAGAUUGCGCACCGAGCUGGAGGACGAGGAGCACGACUUCGAGAUGACCAUACCGGUGAACGAGAUACUGCAAAGUAAUCUCAUAUGAUUGUGCGAGAAACUUUAAGUUUUUUUUAUUACUACGGAAAAGAUCAUUUCAGUAAUUCUUAGAUAACCCAUAAAUGUUUGACCUAGUUUGUACUAAGUUUCUCGAAAGCAGAAAAUGGACGAUUUGUCACAACACAGGAAAUUUGUUUCGAUACUCCAAUCAAUGAAUUUAAUUUUUAAUCAAUUGACUAAAAGCGGCAAGAGAACAAUAAAUUCAUCAACAGUUUUGUCACAUUCGUAGUCUCCGGAAUCACUUGUUUUAUUUAAAAAAAAACGGGUUCCUUGCGCGCCAUUUUCUUAUACGCAUUUCAAUUUCAAAUAACAAAUAGUCUAAGUGAAGUCAAGCCGAACUAAGUGACAUUUGGUUAUAUUAAAAAAAUACUAAUUUGACGUGUGAAUCCACGCAUGAUUUUGAAAAUGAUCAUUAGGUAAUAUUUGUAAAAUGGUAGAAAGUAGCUGACGGAAUUACUGAUUUAAUGUUAUCAUUUCAUUUGCCACUUAGUACUGCCUGACUUAACGUCGACUCCUUGUUCUCAUAAAUUUUCCAGAUAAAUGUUAAAACUUAAAGAAACUAAUCCCAAAUCAACCGAUAAUGCUCAGAGGAUACACAACAAGUAAUUUUUUGUUUAAAUAAAGUAACAAUACAAGCGUUAGCGUGAUAGUAACAGAAAAAAAACAAAAAGCAGAUGAAGUUGGUCAAAGUGGUGUCUUUUAGAUAUUAAGCGAGAUUGUUGAAGCAUUAUAUUUUUCUCUAGUUUUAUUUGUGUUGUUGAUGGUACUAGCCAUAAUUAGAUCGUAGUCAAGUUCACGUGUUCAGUUUCACUAUAUUUGGAAGUUUGAUUCUUUUUUCUCUGGGUGACGGUAAGUUAGGAUUAACAGUUCGUUCGUCACAAUCAUUCAACGAAAGUACAAGGAUAUUUGAAAGUAUAGCACACCGAAUGGGAGCAAAAUCCAGCUCUUCCAGCUGAUCAGUGCUAAAAAGACAGAUACUGGUAGUAUUUCUAUACUGGUACAUUUUUUUAAAUAAAUCGAAACAAAUAAUCUCACUCGAUGUAUGAAGUAAACUUUUUAUCAUUCAUAUAAGGCACAGCAGUGCUACAAAAAUGAAGAAAAAAAAACACCCGAAUCGUCUGUGUAUAAACUAAUACAUCAAAUAUACAUUUUUUGAUUGCUGGAAUGAAAUCUUUACCGAAUAUUUUUAUUUCAUAUUGAUCAAACAGGCAAAUACAGCGUACAGCAAGCGGAAAAUGUUUCAUGCACUAGUUACCAAUGAUUUGAAAUGAAAAUUUGAAACUUGUAGACGCCCGGAUUAUUUGGAAAAACUAGCAGUAAAAAGAUAUUGCAAAAACUUUGUCCACCAGUUAUUUGAUCCAUAAUUAUUUAAACUGAUAGUUUGAAUACAAAACCAUUCAAGCAAUAUCCGCGCAAACAUGUUCUAAGAUGCAAAUGAGUAAUUAUAAUAAACUUUAAAACAUAUGUUAAACGGGUUGCAUUUUUUUCUUAAAAUUUUUAGAAUAAAAAAGCAUUUUGAUUAUUACAAAUUCAGUUGAUGGAAUUCAUGCUAAUUAUCAUAACAAGCACCUUUUAUUGAUAUGGAAAACUCACACAACAGUUAUAACCGUUUUUCCUGUUUCUUGAGUAAAAUAGGGUACAAAUCAAGCAAAAUUUUACUCCCAUAUAUUUGUAAAACUGUAGUGCUUUACAUGUAAACCGUAAAUUUAAUGGUAAUACAAAGAAUUUAUAACCAUAUUAGUUGUAUAGUA
Malaya genurostris is the source of this 6782-nucleotide messenger RNA. It is a transcript of the gene sima, whose product is annotated as protein similar. Gene Ontology annotation, biological process: regulation of transcription by RNA polymerase II; cellular response to hypoxia. Bases 1016 to 5020 code for a protein of 1334 amino acids. Gene Ontology annotation, molecular function: DNA-binding transcription factor activity, RNA polymerase II-specific; RNA polymerase II transcription regulatory region sequence-specific DNA binding; protein dimerization activity. NCBI's taxonomy places the organism in Eukaryota, Metazoa, Arthropoda, Insecta, Diptera, Culicidae. The transcript has 12 exons. The record is from RefSeq and is a predicted model, not a curated record.